This is a messenger RNA of Puntigrus tetrazona (Sumatra barb), 3844 nucleotides long. RefSeq names its product nuclear factor, erythroid 2-like 3 (gene nfe2l3). Lineage: Eukaryota; Metazoa; Chordata; Actinopteri; Cypriniformes; Cyprinidae. Bases 717 to 2633 code for a protein of 638 amino acids. Gene Ontology annotation, molecular function: RNA polymerase II cis-regulatory region sequence-specific DNA binding; DNA-binding transcription factor activity, RNA polymerase II-specific. Gene Ontology annotation, cellular component: nucleus. Gene Ontology annotation, biological process: regulation of transcription by RNA polymerase II. The record is from RefSeq and is a predicted model, not a curated record. The transcript is spliced from 4 exons.
CUGUGGUUGAUGGACAGUUGACUCAUGACGGCACCAGCCAUCUACUAUUGAAAGUAGGCUACUUGAAGAGGGCAGCGGGUUAGUAGGUCAAAACAGAAAAUGGAGUAGCUGUGUGUUUCGACAGAUUUAAGCAAAACAAUUUUUAAUACAAAGAACGGGGAAAAUGCCAAGUUCACUUUAAUAUUUCGUCGGCGCAGAGCGGAAGGACUAAAAAGGAAGUUGGGAAAGCAUACUUGCUUGUGAUUGGCCCUUUAAAUGAACGACAACAGAAACGGUCCAAUCAGAGCUUGUUGCGAAGGUAAUUCCGUCGCAUGUGAGUGGGAUUUUAUGAAUUAUGCAAAUUUGAGCAGUUGUUCCCCUCCUCGGAUGAGAGGCUAGAUUCAGGAUAGCCGAGGAGUUUUGUUGUUCUUAAUCAAAUCUGAAAGUUUUUUUGUCGUUGCUACGGAGUAUAUCAGGCGAGGAUGACUCGUUUUGCUUUGCGUGAUUCAAUGGCGGCGCUGCAUCUCUGAAUUAGGAUGUUAUAGGCCAGGAAGUCAUGAAAAGCCGGUAGUGUUUAAGUGCAGCAAACAGUUUCGCCGGUCGGGGCUGCUCUUUGUCUGACAGAGAGAGUAGUCAACGCGUGCUCUUUUGUUUGGGGUUUUGUCUUUGUUUAACUGCAAACGGGCGAUCUUUGUUCUCGUUUAGGCCUCUCGAGGUUGAAAUAGUUGUUUUGAAACAUGCACCACAUGAAGAAAUAUUUCACAGAGGGACUCAUUCAGUUUACGAUACUGCUGAGUUUGAUAGGAGUUCGCGUGGAUGUCGACACCUAUCUGAGCGGCUACUUCUCGCCGUUGAUAGAAACAGACGGAGGGCCGAGCUCGGCUUUCAUACAGACCCCGUUCCACCACUACCGGGACACCGCGGCGGGCCAUCAGGUGCAUCCGAAAUGUCCCGAGCUGGACUAUUUUUUCACCAGCCGCAGGCUCUUGAAUGAAGUGCGUGCGCUCGGGUCUCCGGCCCGCUUCCCCACUCGUGUCAGCGCGUGGCUGGUGCACCUGGUGCCUGAAGACGGCUCUGAUGCAGGUGAGCCACACGACCUGUCGGUGGACCCUGGCGACGACGAGAUAAGUGCCGAAAACCACCGGGAGGAGAACGAGCACAGGGCUGGAGAGGGCUACGGUCUGUCAGUUUCUCAGGACCUCACUGUUUCCAGGCCUUGUUGUGCAGCUGGAGAACUUUCCAAAGAGGAAACUUUACUAAACCAAGUGAAUGAGGAGGAGGAGGAGGUUAAAGACGAGAGAGGGCAGGAGGAAACCAGCCCUGCUUCGCUGAACCAGCUGACUCAGAGUUCUGCGUUAGAGCAGGAGGAUUUACUGGGAGGUAGUACACUUCCUCCCCCACUUUCUGGGCUCGAGCUUCCUCCACGAUGGCAUGACUUCCUCUCUGAAUUUGAUGAUUUUGACUCCAUGGUCCCCCAACGCAUGUCAGACUUAGAAGCUGAACUUCCUAAUCCCAUCAGCUAUGACGUAAGCCUUCAAGAUGCAAUGGUAACCGGAGGAGAUUCAGCUAAUAGCAGGCCUGCAUCUUCCCAAACACCCCUUUUCCGUCUGGAGUCCACAAACUCUUCUCACUCAGACCCGUCUCGAAGCUCAGCGGGCACACUUCCUUCGUCGCUCUUUUCUUUGUCUGGAAACAGCUCUCGUAAUGAAACCUCGCCUUCGCAGAUGGGAGGCUAUCUAGAUGAAGCCGUUUUUGACCACAUCAAUAUGCUGGAUCUGGAUAAUCUCGGUACGAUCGACCCUCAGAUGCUGGGCGGCAUGCAAGGGGACAUGGACACUCCGUGGCCUGAGGAUUCAGACUCUGGCCUGUCUUUGGAAAGCAGUUCAAGGAGCCCCGCAUCCCCGUCUACAUCAUCCGAUUCAUUUUGCGAAGAUGAAGGUGGAGCUACGGGCUAUAGCAGUGAAGUGGAGUCUCUUUCGUCGAAAGGCGGAGCUUGUGCGGCCGCUUACCGCGAUUGGUCACCUGUAAACCUCGUAGAAAACAUCUGGCACGAUCACACCUAUUCAACCCCACAGGCGCAAAAUUCCACGCCGUCUAACUGGUUCACAGCAAUCAAGCAGGAAGUGAUGAGCGAAGAUGAGGCUGAGCCGGAAGAGAUGAGUCGCGACGAACGACGCGUGCAGGCGUUGGGUCUCCCGUUUUCAGCCUUUCAGAUAGUCAACAUGCCUGUGGAAAACUUCCUGGAGCUGCUGGACAGCCAGAAUCUGUCAGGAUCAGAAGUCACGCUCUUGCGCGAUGUGCGCAGACGAGGUAAGAACAAGCUCGCCGCGCAGAAUUGCCGCAAGAGGAAGCUGGACGCGAUCCUGACCCUGCAGGGUGAGGUCGAGGACCUGUCGGUGCAGCGGGAUGCUCUCUUGCGCCAGAGAUCCCACACGGCCAAAGCACUUUCUGCUGCUGCAGAGCGGUUCGAGAUGCUUUCACGGACUGUGUUGAGCCAGCUCCGGGAUGAAUAUGGACAUCCUCUGAACCCUGAGCUCUACACGCUGCACUGCAGUGCUAACGGAAGGGUAAUGGUUCAGCCGCGCACAAACACAGCGAGAAGGACAAUGACAAGUAGCAAGACGGUGAAAAGAAAGAAGGACAAGAAACCCUAAAGACUUUUUGAGUGUGUGUGUGUGUGCGUGCGCAUGCGUGUUUGUGUUGAAAUAUUUCUAUGUUUUUUUGAAAGGUGAGUUUUUAUGCUUGAAGAUAUUAUGGGGCAUUUCUGGCUCUUUGUUCCUAUAAGCCAUUCGUAACUCAAAUGGAGGGCAGAAAACUGUAAUAAAUACUACACUUUGAGCCUGGGAGAAGCCUUGUUUAUUUGCAGAAUAGAAUGUACUGAAGACACUGGACGUUGUGUAUAGCAAGAGUGCAUAUAAAGAGUAUUUCUAAAGAGCACAAUUGAAAAUAUUUUUUUUUUAAACCGUUAAAUUAAAUGGUAAGUUACUAAGCAAAGAGUUUGUGCAUAUGGUCACUGGAGGAUUGUGUUAAAAAGUGCAUCGAGAGUUCUUGAGUUUAAAAUGGCGUUGUCUCACUCUCAUUUUGAAACCAAUUUUUUUUUGGGGGGGGAAACAAGCAAAUAUUUAUUAAAAAGGCCAUGUGAUGAAAAUGAGGGUGAGGAAUUUUUUUUUUAGUAAACUAGCGCUCUAAUAUGAGGAACCCCACAGAAAUGACCUUAAUUUAAACAAUUUGCAGGCUUUAGAAUUAAACAAUUUUGUGUUAAGCAGUUACCUUCAUAACCAUAUGUACAUUUUCCUCACCGCUGAGAAAUAAAAUCAUUUAUAAUAUGAUUUUGCAUCUAUGACAAACAGCCAUCACUCUUCUUUAUUACUGUCACUUAUAUUUGCAUUUUACAUUUAUGCACUUACUUAACAAGAACAAUUAUAAUGCAUUCUGGUAGCUUUUUUUAAUCAAGGGGUUACAGUUUGGAUUGCAGUUUGGUUUUCCUUUGGGCUGUUAUUUUGCAAAAAAAGUAAGUAUACCUUUAGAAGUGAUCAUCUUUGAAGUGAAUUCAUGUUAAAAACAACAAAUAAAGUGGAAGUAAAUAAAAAUGCAAUUGCUGAAUUUUGUUCUACCUCACAGCACAGUUCAUGAUUUGGGAAAGGCAAAUAUUGCAUUGGUGUAAUUACACACUAAUUUACCAAUUAAUUUGUCAAGUAAAAUGGGGCCCAACCUCUUGUUUAUUUCCAGAGUGGUUUGAUUUGUGUUUGUGAGUAGGAGCUGCUUUUAUUAUUUUUUUUACGUUUUUCUAUUAUGUGUGUUUUUGAGCAAUUAUUUGUGUGUGUGUGUGUGUGUGUGUAAGAGUUUGGAAUACAUUAAUUUUAAA